Molecule: messenger RNA, 2918 nt
Organism: Elgaria multicarinata webbii
Lineage: Eukaryota; Metazoa; Chordata; Lepidosauria; Squamata; Anguidae
Gene: RUFY1
Product: RUN and FYVE domain containing 1
Exons: 18
Coding region: 62-2149 (695 amino acids)
Biological process (GO): protein transport; regulation of endocytosis
Cellular component (GO): intracellular membrane-bounded organelle; cytoplasm
Molecular function (GO): metal ion binding
Source: RefSeq, a predicted model, not a curated record
AGGAAGAAGUGGCUUCCGAAGGCGAGCGUGCUCAUGACUAGUGUCAUAUGACUCAGUAAAGAUGGCUGAAGAAGGGGGGAGUUGCAAAGUACCUGCGGCGGAACAGCGAGAGGACUUCGAAGUCAUCGAUGGCACCCAGAUCCCCAGCACGGGCGAGCUGAAAAGCGAUGGCAAAGAGAGAGGGGCCCAAGAGCCGGGGUGGUCGGCUCCCAUCUUCUCGCUGGCCAAGAAAGCAUCGGAAAACUUAGCAGUGAGCUAUGGGAAUGCCCUGAAGUCUGCAGCCUUGGUAGGACUCAUUCCCAAACCAGUCAGCAAUGAGAGCCCAGCGAAACAAACAGCCAAAUACACGAUGGAAGAGCGUUCAAAUCUCAUGAAUAUGAUGAAACUGAGCAUUAAAGUCUUAAUACAGUCAGCUCUGAGUUUGGGUCGGACUCUUGAUUCUGACUUCCCUCCCCUGCAACAGUUCUUUGUGGUGAUGGAACACUGUCUCAAGCAUGGACUCAAAGCUAAGAAGAGUUUUAUUGGGCAGAACAAAUCAUUCUUUGGACCUUUAGAACUGGUGGAGAAACUUUGUCCAGAAGCAUCAGAUUUAGCAACAAGUGUGAGAAAUCUGCCAGAGUUAAAGACCCCAAUAGGAAGGGGCAGAGCGUGGCUUUAUCUUGCUGUGAUGCAAAAGAAACUGGCAGACUACCUAAAAGUACUCUUGGACCACAAGAAUCUAUUGAGCGAAUUUUAUGAGCCUGAUGCCUUGAUGAUGGAAGAGGAAGGUGCUGUGAUCGUAGGUCUGCUGGUGGGGCUGAAUGUCAUUGAUGCAAAUCUCUGUUUAAAAGGAGAAGAUUUGGAUACCCAGGUUGCAGUGAUCGAUUUUUCCUUGUACCUUAAGGAUACUCAGAACAGUGACAAUGGCAAAGAAGAUGGAGGAAUUACGGCUGUGCUUGAUCAGAAACAUUAUGUGGAAGAACUUAACCGCCAUCUAAGCGGCACCGUUGGAGAUCUUCAGACCAAAGUAGAAUGCUUAGAGAAAACCAAUUCGAAGCUUCAGGAAGAGCUGGCAGCAGCAACAGAUCGGAUAAGGGCUCUUCAGGAAGAACAGAGGGAGCUGGAGCAGGAAAAUGAACUAAUCCGUGAACGAAGUGAAAAGCAUGUUGAGGUAACUAAACAAGACACAAAAGUUGAACUGGAAACGUAUAAGCAGUCACGGCAAGGCCUGGAUGAAAUGUACAGUGAUGUCUGGAAACAACUAAAAGAGGAGAAAAGAAUCCGAAUGGAGCUGGAAAAAGAGCUGGAGCUACAGAUUGGCAUGAAAACAGAAAUGGAAAUUGCCAUGAAACUCCUGGAGAAAGAUACUCAUGAAAAGCAAGAUACUUUGGUCGCCCUUCGCCAACAGCUGGAGGAAGUUAAAGCAAUCAAUUUGCAGAUGUUUAAUAAAUCUCAGAUCGCAGACAGCUCAUUGCAGCAGAAAAAAGAAACAAUAUCAUCCUUUGAAGGCAAAACAGAUCAAAUGAUGGCUUCAGUGAAGCAAAUGGAAGACAGACUCCAACAUGCAGAAAAGGCCAGGCAGGUUGCCGAAGAGAAAAAUGUCAAACUGAAACGAGAACUAGGUGGCAAAAUUGAGAUCCUGAAGCAACAGCUGAUGCAACUGGAUAACAAGUGUUCAACUUUUGAGAGAGAUCUAAAAUCUGAGAAAGAACAGAGACAGACUCUGCAACAAGAGCUGCAUCAAGAGAAGGACACUACGACUUUGCUGAAAACAGAACUGCAGCAAGUAGAAGGGUUGAAAAAAGAGUUGCGAAAACUGCAAGAAGAGAAGCAGCAGUUAGAAAAGAUCUGUGAAGAACAGGAACAGGCUCUUCAAGAAAUGGGGCUUCACCUUAGCCAAUCCAAGCUUAAGAUGGAAGAUAUUAAAGAAGUAAAUAAAGCAUUAAAGGGCCACACCUGGCUAAAAGAUGAUGAAGCAACACACUGUAAGCAAUGUGAGAAAGAAUUCUCCAUUUCAAGAAGAAAGCACCACUGUCGAAAUUGCGGUCACAUCUUUUGCAACACUUGUUCCAGCAAUGAACUUGCACUCCCAUCCUAUCCAAAGCCUGUACGAGUUUGUGAUACUUGCCACACUUUACUGCUUCAAAGAUGUUCAUCAAAUUCUUCCUAAGACAUCAACUUGUUUCAGGAGAACCAUAGAAGACCAGAGAAUUAACCAAAUGAUUAGGCUUUUAGGCAGAUGUAAAUUCCACCAUUCUUUACCUAUCACACAAUUUACUUGUGGUACUGUUUGCCAUGUGGAAAAAGGUUUAAUUUAUAAAAAUGGGGUUUACAGAAAUUAAGGAAGUCAAAUAUUUUGCAUAUAUUAAGUGCCAGAAAAAUGUCCUAUCUUAAAAUGUGCUCAAUGUGCUGCAACUUUAAUGCAGCCAUAUUUUUGGUUUAAAUUACAAAAAUCUACUGUUUAUAAUUAGCUUUGUACCAGACAUUUGUACAUUUGAUCUGACAAAUUACUUUCUGAACCCUUUAAUUUCAUAGGCCUACCUGUGACAGUUCCACUUCAAUAUUCUUCUAGAUUUGUAUGUAGUUAAAGAUGAAAAUGUUAGCAUUUAAGUUGUCCCCAAGAAUUUUUUAAAGCAACAUAUAAAUGAAUGUGCCUUUAAUAUACUUCGAAAGUAAAUAGAGUAUGUUUCUAAAGCACCUAAAUAGUGGUUACGCAAUAAAGACUUAAAUGGAAUUAAACAAGUUUAUCUGUACCUUUGCAAUAAAUAUUCCUUGGGGGUGGGAUGAUUAUCCCUAAGCAAGUAUUUCACAUGACAAAAGUUUUGAUUGCUACAAGGGAAUACCAAAGCAAGGUUAGCACUUGCUUAAAGUAUGCUAAGUGAACUGCAGGUGAUCUGCUGUGGAAGGCAACAGCUUAAAAAUAAAAUUCUACAAUAUUA